UUAUAUUGAGAAAAAUCAAUCCACUGAUACUGUUGAAAAGCUGGUCAGAAUCGUUUGAGCUUUUGGCAAAUAUGGACAGAAAUAUGAACAUUGGAGGAGAAGUUGACAACUUUUUAUGUGGGUGUGUUGUGUGCUGGUUCCAAUUUCACCUUUGUUGUGUUUGAACAUUUGAAUCUCUGCUAUAGGUUGAACCUUUUAGGUUGUGAAUUGUGAUUCAUCUUGUGGAGUGAAGGUAAGAUUGUGAGCUUCCAUUUUGCUUGCAGGAGGGUUUGUGAAUUCAAUUGGAAGAAGGGUAUCAUCUGUUUGAGAAUUAUCAAUUGGAUUGAUGGGGUGGAAAUUCUAACUAUAAAGAUACAAGGGGAGGAGAAAAAGGAAGGAUUUUUAUUGUUUUCUUUAGGUUAGAUUUGAGAGAAAGGAAAAGGGUUUUUCUGAUUCAGCUGGGGAGGUGUAUUUUGAGGGUGUUUGAGGAUUCACUUUGUGGUUAGAUUUGUGAAUUGGGUUGGAGGGUGUGUGAUGGAGGAAGCUCAUGGAAGUUCCAAUUCCCUGCCUCCUUUCCUGACCAAGAUUUAUGAGAUGGUAGAUGAUCCUUCAUCUAAUACUGUUGUUUCAUGGAGUUCCACCAAUAAGAGUUUCAUUGUUUGGAAUCCACCAGAAUUUGCAAGGGAUUUGUUGCCAAAAUUCUUCAAGCACAACAACUUCUCAAGUUUUAUUAGGCAGCUCAACACUUAUGGCUUUAGAAAGGUUGAUCCAGAACAAUGGGAAUUUGCAAAUGAGGAUUUUGUGAGAGGUCAACCUCAUCUUUUGAAGAAUAUCCAUAGGCGUAAACCAGUUCAUAGCCAUUCUUUGCAGAAUGUCCAAGGGGCUGUUUCCCCACUAACGGAAUCAGAACGACAGAGCUUGAAAGAUCAGAUAGAGAAGCUUAAACAUGAUAAAGAGCAACUUCUUCUGGAGUUACAGCGACACGAACAGGAGUGGAAAAUGUACGAGAUACAACUACAUUGCUCAAAGGAUCGUUUGGAGACGUUGGAAAAGAAGCAUCAAACUAUGCUCUCUUCUGUUUCUCAAGUGCUGCAGAAGCCUGGAAUUGCCUUAAACCAUUGGCAGCUGACAGAAAACAUGGAGAGGAAAAGAAGGUUGCCGAGAAGUGGUCAGAUUAGUGAUGAAGCUAGCAUUGAAGAUCCCAUGGAAGCUUCCCAAGUGUUAUCUAAAGAAAAUGCUGAGAGUACUUCUGCUUUCACAUUAAGCACGGAGCGAUUGGAUUCGCUUGAGUCAUCCAUGACUUUUUGGGAGAAUAUUGUUCAUGAUGUUGGUGGCGUCUCCUCUUUUCAUAGUCAUUCCAAUUUGGAUUUUGAUGCAUCUAUAAGCUGUGCCAAUAGUCCAGCUAUCUCUUGUAUGCAACUAGAUGUGGAAGUUCAACCCAAGUCACCCAGCAUCGACAUGAACUCUGAGCCAGUUGUAGCUGCUGUUCAUGAUCUCGUUGCAUCAGAAGAACAACCUGCAGUAGCAGCCCCUGUGGCUACCGGUGUUAAUGAUGUAUUCUGGGAACAAUUCUUGACAGAAAAUCCUGGUGCCCAGGAAGCACAAUCAGAAAGAAAGGAGUCUAAUGGCAGAAACAAUGAGGGAAAACCAGGUGACUUUGGUAGAUUUUGGUGGAACAUUAGGAAUGUAAAUAACCUUCCAGAACAGAUGGGGCAGUCUUAGUAGAAUAGAUAAAACUUAAUGUUAAUUGAUUAAUCUUCUAGCUUCUUAUGCUCCAUAGUUAUAUGUAAUAAAUGUAGGUUUGCAUAGUUAGCUCUGCUAUUUAUGUAUAUUCCACAUUUUUGGUUGAAUGUUUGCUGAAUCUUCUGUGGAAUUUAGUUCAUUUUACACUGCU
This is a messenger RNA of Lotus japonicus, 1873 nucleotides long. RefSeq names its product heat stress transcription factor A-4c-like. The record is from RefSeq and is a predicted model, not a curated record. The transcript has 2 exons. Lineage: Eukaryota; Viridiplantae; Streptophyta; Magnoliopsida; Fabales; Fabaceae. Gene Ontology annotation, biological process: regulation of transcription by RNA polymerase II. Gene Ontology annotation, cellular component: nucleus. Gene Ontology annotation, molecular function: DNA-binding transcription factor activity; RNA polymerase II cis-regulatory region sequence-specific DNA binding. Bases 514 to 1701 code for a protein of 395 amino acids.